Molecule: messenger RNA, 867 nt
Organism: Anopheles coustani
Lineage: Eukaryota; Metazoa; Arthropoda; Insecta; Diptera; Culicidae
Product: large ribosomal subunit protein uL16
Exons: 1
Coding region: 62-721 (219 amino acids)
Biological process (GO): translation; ribosomal large subunit assembly
Cellular component (GO): ribosome; cytosolic large ribosomal subunit
Molecular function (GO): structural constituent of ribosome
Source: RefSeq, a predicted model, not a curated record
UUGGAUUCUUUCUGACAGUAGCCAUUGCAAGGAACACGCGGUGUUCCGUAAGUUCAAGAAAAUGGGUCGCCGUCCAGCAAGAUGUUAUCGCUACUGCAAAAACAAGCCGUACCCCAAGUCGCGUUUCUGUCGCGGUGUGCCGGACCCGAAGAUCCGUAUCUUCGAUCUGGGCCGUAAGAAGGCCGUGGUGGAAGACUUCCCGUUGUGCGUGCACCUGGUGUCGGAUGAGUACGAACAGCUCAGCUCCGAGGCGCUGGAAGCGGGACGUAUUUGCUGCAACAAGUACCUGGUCAAGUACUGCGGCAAGGACCAGUUCCAUAUCCGCAUGCGGCUGCAUCCAUUCCACGUAAUCCGCAUCAACAAGAUGUUGUCCUGUGCCGGAGCUGAUAGGCUCCAGACUGGAAUGCGUGGUGCCUUCGGUAAGCCACAAGGAACCGUGGCGCGCGUCAACAUCGGCCAGCCGAUCAUGUCGGUGCGCUCGAGCGAUCGCUUCAAGGCUCAGGUCAUCGAGGCCCUGCGUCGUGCCAAGUUCAAGUUCCCGGGUCGUCAGAAGAUCUUCGUCUCGAAGAAGUGGGGCUUCACCAAGUACGACCGUGACGUCUACCAGCAGCACCAGGAUGAGGGUCGCCUCGUACCGGACGGAUGUGGCGUGCAGUUCCGCAACGAUCAUGGUCCGCUGGCCAAAUGGGAGCAGCACCAGCUGUGGCGCCUCAAUGCCUAAACAACCUGCGCGUUGAUAAAGGAUCGGUGCAGCAUCGGACAUCGCUGCAGCCAUCCCAACCGGGAAGUGGAGUUUCCAUUGCGUGAACUUCAUUGUAUUCUUUGCAACAACAAAAAAUAAAAGAAAAGUUUGAUUUGCAUUUCAAA